Molecule: messenger RNA, 1464 nt
Organism: Rotaria sp. Silwood1
Lineage: Eukaryota; Metazoa; Rotifera; Eurotatoria; Philodinida; Philodinidae
Source: the annotation of a GenBank genome assembly
AUGAGUGAACCUAUACCAAUGAGUUUAAGUGUACCAACACAAGGAACACAAGGAUUUGAUGGUAUUGCAGAUGGUUUAGAAGGUGAUGGAAAUUGUAAUAGUCAUGCAAAUAUCUGGGGUCGAUUAUUAUCAAUAAAUAAACUUUUCUCAUCAAUUGAUUUAAUAGAUAAUGAAUAUACAUUAGGUCGUGGUAAAACAUGUACAAUAGUAUUGAAUUCAAAUGAAAUUCAAACAUCAAAAUAUUUUCUUGCUUAUUCAUCAAAACAUUUUCAAAUUAUUCGUGAUGAAACAACGAAAUAUGCUUAUAUUAUUGAUUUAUCAUCAAAUGGAACAUAUAUAAAUGGAGAAAAAAUUGGAAAAAAUAACCGACAUAUUUUAGAAAAUAAUGCAGAAAUUGCAUUAGCAUCAAAAACACAUCGAGUCUAUGUUUAUAUUGAUGCAAAUGUUCAUGAAGAUUCGUCCAUUCCAGCUAUUGUUCGAAACAAAUAUAUUAUCUCCAAAGAAAUUGGACGUGGAGCUUAUGGUGAAGUCAAAUUAUGCUUUACUCGAGGUACAUGUGAUCGUUUUGCAAUGAAAAUUAUUGCAAAAAAACAUUUUACACAUUAUGGUCCACAAGCUCAUAUAUUCAAUCAAAAUAUCAAAAAUGAAUGUUCAAUUUUACAAGCAUUAGCUCAUCCAUGUAUAAUUCAUAUACAUGAAGUUAUUGAGACACCUGAUGCUCUUUAUAUUAUUCUCGAAUUAGUUGAUGGUGGAGAAUUAUUUGAUCGUAUUGUUGCACAUGGUCAAUUUGAUGAAGCAACAAGUAAAUUUAUUUUUCGACAAAUGUGUAUUGGUGUUAAAUAUUUACAUGAUCAUUCAAUAACACAUCGUGAUUUAAAACCAGAAAAUAUUCUUUUAACAUCACCAGAGACAAAUGAAACAUUAAUUAAAAUAACUGAUUUUGGUUUAUCAAGAUUGAUUAAUGAAACAAGUUUAAUGAAAACAUUUUGUGGUACACCAAAUUAUCUUGCUCCAGAAAUUCUAGCAACACGUGGUGCAGGAAGUUAUACAAAUAAAGUUGAUGUAUGGAGUUUAGGUGUUAUUUUAUAUAUUUGUUUAGUUGGUUAUCCACCAUUUAGUGAAUCACCCGAUUCUCCACUUAAUGAACAAAUUCUUAAAGGUCUUUAUACAUUUCCCGAUGAAUUUUGGUCUGAAGUUUCUGCAACAGCUAAAGAUCUUAUACGUCAAAUGAUGUGUGUUGAUCCGAAUAAACGAUUAACAAUGGCUGGUGUACUUGAACAUCCAUGGUUAGCAGAUGAUCAUGACAAUACUGUUCGAGUAGAGAAAAUCAUGUUUGCUAAUUCUCAAAUUGUUAAAAGUCUUAAACGUCCGGCAUGUGAUGAACAUACUGCAAUGGAUGAAGAUGAUGCAACACCCUCAACUGCAAGUAAUUCAAAUGGACGAAUUAAACGAGUUAAAUAUUAA